Messenger RNA from Phyllostomus hastatus (greater spear-nosed bat), 704 nucleotides. RefSeq names its product crystallin alpha B (gene CRYAB). Gene Ontology annotation, biological process: protein refolding; response to heat. The transcript has 3 exons. NCBI's taxonomy places the organism in Eukaryota, Metazoa, Chordata, Mammalia, Chiroptera, Phyllostomidae. The coding region runs from base 27 to 554 and encodes 175 amino acids. The record is from RefSeq and is a predicted model, not a curated record. Gene Ontology annotation, molecular function: protein folding chaperone; structural constituent of eye lens.
CCGACCCCGGACAUUCACCAGCCACCAUGGACAUCGCCAUCCACCACCCCUGGAUCCGCCGCCCCUUCUUUCCUUUCCACUCCCCCAGCCGCCUCUUUGACCAGUUCUUUGGAGAGCACCUGCUGGAGUCUGAUCUCUUCCCAACUUCUACAUCCCUGAGCCCUUUCUACCUUCGGCUGCCAUCAUUCCUGCGGCCACCCAGCUGGAUUGACACUGGGCUCUCAGAGAUGCGUCUGGAGAAGGACAGAUUCUCUGUCAGCCUGGAUGUGAAGCACUUCUCCCCAGAGGAACUCAAAGUCAAGGUGCUGGGAGAUGUGAUUGAGGUGCACGGCAAACAUGAAGAACGCCAGGAUGAACAUGGUUUCAUUUCCCGGGAGUUCCACAGAAAAUACCGGAUCCCAGCAGAUGUGGACCCUCUUGCAAUUACUUCAUCCCUGUCAUCUGAUGGGGUCCUCAGUGUGAAUGGACCAAGGAAACAGGCCUCUGGCCCUGAGCGCACCAUUCCCAUCACUCGUGAAGAGAGGCCUGCUGUUGCUGCAGCCCCCAAGAAGUAGAUGCCCUUUCUCUAACUGCAUUUUUUAAAACAGGAAAGUUUCCCCACCAAUGAAUAAAAAUCUUAAUGACUAGUGCUGAAGCUUAUUAAUGCUAAGGGCAGGCCCAAGUUAUUAAGCUAAUAAAAUAUCAUUCAGCAACAGAUAACUGAA